CCGCCGCGCCGUCGCCGUCCUCUUCCUCAGUCUCGUCGUCCUCGGCCGCGGCUUCCUCCUCCUCCUCCUCCUCGGUGGCGGCGGCGAGCGCAGGCGGCGGGCGGCCGGGCCUGGGCAGAGGCCGAAACAGUAGCAAAGGACUGCCUCAAUCUACGAUUUCUUUUGAUGGAAUCUAUGCAAAUAUGAGGAUGGUUCAUAUACUUACAUCAGUUGUUGGAUCCAAAUGUGAAGUACAAGUGAAAAACGGAGGUAUAUAUGAAGGAGUUUUUAAAACAUACAGUCCUAAGUGUGAUUUGGUACUUGAUGCUGCACAUGAGAAAAGUACAGAAUCCAGUUCGGGGCCAAAACGUGAAGAAAUAAUGGAGAGUAUUUUGUUCAAGUGUUCGGAUUUUGUUGUGGUACAGUUUAAAGAUAUGGACUCCAGUUAUGCAAGAAGAGAUGCUUUUACUGACUCUGCUAUCAGUGCUAAAGUGAAUGGUGAACACAAAGAGAAGGACCUGGAGCCCUGGGAUGCAGGUGAACUCACUACCAGUGAGGAACUGGAGGCUUUGGAAAAUGAUGUUUCUAAUGGAUGGGAUCCCAAUGAUAUGUUUCGAUAUAAUGAAGAAAAUUAUGGUGUAGUGUCUACAUAUGAUAGCAGUCUAUCUUCAUAUACGGUGCCCUUGGAAAGGGAUAACUCAGAAGAAUUUUUAAAACGAGAAGCAAGGGCAAACCAGUUAGCAGAAGAAAUUGAAUCAAGUGCCCAGUAUAAAGCCCGGGUGGCCCUGGAAAAUGAUGAUAGGAGCGAAGAAGAAAAAUACACAGCAGUACAGAGAAAUUCCAGUGAACGUGAGGGCCACAACAUAAACACUAGGGAAAAUAAAUAUAUUCCUCCUGGACAAAGAAAUAGAGAAGUCAUAUCCUGGGGAAGUGGACGACAGAAUUCACCACGUAUGGGCCAGCCUGGAUCGGGCUCCAUGCCAUCGAGAUCCACCUCUCACACUUCAGAUUUCAACCCAAAUUCUGGUUCAGACCAAAGAGUAGUUAAUGGAGGUGUUCCCUGGCCAUCGCCUUGCCCAUCUCCUUCCUCUCGCCCACCUUCUCGCUACCAGUCAGGUCCCAACUCUCUUCCACCUCGGGCAGCCACCCCUACACGGCCGCCCUCCAGGCCCCCCUCGCGGCCAUCCAGACCCCCGUCUCACCCCUCUGCUCAUGGUUCUCCAGCUCCUGUCUCUACUAUGCCUAAACGCAUGUCUUCAGAAGGGCCUCCAAGGAUGUCCCCAAAGGCCCAGCGACACCCUCGAAAUCACAGAGUUUCUGCUGGGAGGGGUUCCAUUUCCAGUGGCCUAGAAUUUGUAUCCCAUACCCCACCAAGUGAAGCGACUGCUCCUCCAGCAGCAAGGACCAGUCCCGCAGGGGGCACAUGGUCAUCAGUGGUCAGCGGGGUUCCAAGAUUAUCCCCUAAAACUCACAGACCCAGGUCUCCCAGACAGAACAGUAUUGGAAAUACUCCUAGUGGGCCAGUUCUUGCUUCUCCCCAAGCUGGUAUUAUUCCAGCUGAAGCUGUUGCUAUGCCUGUACCAGCUGCAUCUCCUACGCCUGCCAGUCCUGCAUCCAACAGAGCUGUAACCCCAUCUCUUGAGGCUAAAGAUUCCAGGCUUCAAGAUCAGAGGCAGAACUCUUCUGCAGGGAAUAAAGAAAAUAUGAAGCCCAAUGAGACAUCACCUAGCUUCUCAAAAGCUGAAAGUAAAGGUAUAUCACCAAUUGUUUCUGAACAUAGAAAACAGAUUGAUGAUUUAAAGAAAUUUAAGAAUGACUUUAGGUUACAGCCAAGUUCUACUUCUGAAUCUAUGGAUCAGCUGCUAAACAAAAAUAGAGAGGGAGAAAAAUCAAGAGAUUUGAUCAAAGACAAAAUUGAACCAAAUGCUAAGGAUUCUUUCAUUGAAAAUAGCAGCAACUGCACCAGUGGCAGCAGCAAGCCGAGCAGUCCCAGCAUUUCCCCUUCAAUCCUCAGUAACACAGAGCACAAGAGGGGACCUGAGGUCACAUCCCAAGGGGUUCAGACUUCCAGUCCAGGAUGUAAACAAGAGAAAGAUGAUAAAGAGGAGAAGAAAGACGCAGCUGAGCAAGUGAGGAAAUCAACGUUGAAUCCCAAUGCGAAGGAGUUCAACCCUCGUUCCUUUUCUCAGCCAAAACCUUCUACCACCCCAACUUCGCCUCGUCCUCAAGCACAACCUAGCCCAUCUAUGGUGGGUCAUCAGCAGCCAACUCCAGUUUAUACUCAGCCUGUUUGUUUUGCACCAAAUAUGAUGUAUCCAGUCCCAGUGAGCCCAGGAGUGCAACCUUUAUAUCCUAUACCUAUGACGCCCAUGCCCGUCAAUCAAGCCAAGACAUAUAGAGCAGGUAAAGUACCAAAUAUGCCCCAACAACGACAAGACCAGCAUCAUCAGAGUACCAUGAUGCACCCAGCCUCAGCAGCAGGCCCACCAAUUGUGGCCACCCCACCAGCUUAUUCCACACAAUAUGUUGCCUAUAGUCCUCAGCAGUUUCCAAAUCAGCCUCUUGUUCAGCAUGUGCCACAUUAUCAGUCUCAGCAUCCUCAUGUCUAUAGUCCUGUAAUACAGGGUAAUGCUAGAAUGAUGGCACCACCAACACAUGCCCAGCCUGGUUUAGUAUCUUCUUCAGCAACUCAGUACGGGGCUCAUGAGCAGACGCAUGCGAUGUAUGCAUGUCCCAAAUUACCAUACAACAAGGAGACAAGCCCUUCUUUCUACUUUGCCAUUUCCACUGGCUCCCUUGCCCAGCAGUAUGCGCACCCUAAUGCUACCUUGCACCCUCAUACUCCACACCCUCAGCCUUCAGCUACCCCCACUGGACAGCAGCAAAGCCAACAUGGUGGGAGCCAUCCUGCACCCAGUCCUGUUCAGCACCAUCAGCACCAGGCCGCCCAGGCUCUCCACCUGGCCAGUCCGCAGCAGCAGUCAGCCAUUUACCAUGCGGGGCUCGCACCAACCCCACCUUCCAUGACACCUGCCUCCAAUACACAGUCGCCACAGAAUAGUUUCCCAACAGCACAACAGACCGUCUUUACGAUUCAUCCUUCUCAUGUUCAGCCGGCUUAUACCAAUCCACCCCACAUGGCCCAUGUACCUCAGGCUCAUGUACAGUCAGGAAUGGUUCCUUCUCAUCCAACUGCCCAUGCGCCAAUGAUGCUAAUGACGACACAGCCACCCGGCGGUCCCCAGGCCGCCCUCGCUCAAAGUGCACUACAGCCCAUUCCAGUCUCGACAACAGCGCAUUUCCCCUAUAUGACGCACCCUUCAGUUCUGGUUCAAGUAUCUCUAGAAAAAGACAAGACUGAGAGAUGUUCUCUUUGGUGGCUAGAGGUCUGCUUCAGAAGGAGGAAGGCUGGCCAGAGGUGGGCAGUGCCGAAAGUCCACAUCCUCACCCUGACGCUGAUUCUAAAUGAUCAAAGGCAGAAGAUUUAUACCAGAUAAAGCCAUAUGGAUUGCUGGUCUAAAAUUCAAGGCAGGUUAGUUGACUUAAUUCUUUGGUGCUGGUGACUGUUAGUUUGUAAAAGUUCAUUGAAGUCAGGCGAAGGAAGUGAUGAUGCUGGGAGCAGUUAAGCUAUCCUUGUUGUCUGUAAUUAGAGAUAACUGGAGGGCUUGUGAUGCUUACUGUCCAACUGGCACUCAGGGUCUGGCUCUCAGUAGAGGCUGCCGGCUUGGCCUCUUGCCGCCAGCAGUGGUCACAUUGAGGCUGGAAAGAGGGUGGUGGAAUGUGCUAUGACUGCGGUGGGCUGGCUGCAGCCGUCAGGGUUGCUGCCUUACUGCCUGUGACGGCAUCAAGCCCAGGGACCCACUGCUCCCGUUCCUCCAGCUCAACCUGCUCUAGCAGAAAGAAAAGGCAUUGACUUAGUGUCGCUUCUUCCCAGGCCAUGAGGGGCCUUUUUGUCGGAAUGUAUUUGAGCUGUCCUGGUAACUCGGACACAUUUAGUAAAGAAAUGUUUUUCUUGAACAUUUUACACUGAAGCGGUCUGGAAGUGGGUGACUCUGUCACAGAUUCUGAGCUUGUACUUUGUAGCCAGUCGGUCAGAGCUGCUGGCUUGCUGUGCCUGGCUUGCCUCUUGGCACUACCUGAGAAUUGUAUGUUGAGAGGCUGUUAAGAAGUGAGUGCCCCUGGCUUGUGGAUAUCAUAUCCCAGAUGUUUGUUUACCCUUCUGGUUGGAGGGAGGGAACUUACUUGUUUGGUUCAUUGUCUGCUUGGCCCCUUUCCUGUGCAGACAGGGGAAAAUCUGUACCAGUGACUUGUCAGCAUUGACCUUCUGUGAUGAGCUUUCUCUUGUAAAAGAGAAAUCCAAAACAGUGCUUACUCCUGGUCCACACUUUGCUUAGCAUUCAUUAAUCAGACCUGCUUGAUGUGUAGAAAAUGUGGCCCUUAGAAAUAGACCACAACUCUAGAUCAGGGUUGGUUAUGCUUUACCAUCUGUGAAAACACCCAGGACUGUUGGUUUUAUCUGUAUAUAUAAGGUGGGGGGAGGGGCACGCCACACAGCUUGCAGGAUCUCAGUUCCCCCUGACCAGGGAUGGAACCCACGCCCCCUACAGGGGAAGCACAGAGCCCUACCACUGGACCACGAGGGAAGUCCCGUGGAAGAGAGGUGGCUCCUGACCUCCCUGCCCCUCCCAAAGUCUGACCUCUUGGAGUACAGAGAAUGGCUGGAGGGAACAGACACACGCCUCACCCCCAGAUAAGGCAGGCAAGUAGUUAGUUUAGGCCAAGGUUUAAUUUUAGCUUUUGACUGAUGUAUCUAUGAAUGUUAAGCUGUGCUGAACUCCCAGUUUCCUAGAAGCCACUUGGAUGAGCCCAGCGGCUAUAGUGAACAGCUCUGCUCGCACCCAGAAGCAGCUGACUCCACUCGGUCACUGCCUCCCUUGUUUCUGAGCCUCUGCAUGAAAGUUCUGGGAGGAGCCAGCCCCCUAUGAAUUGUGUCACUUGUGAAAGGCAAGUAUAGAUGGAGAUUUGACUGCGGGACCUCCCUGCAUGGUAGAAGUUAUGUGUGCCUAUGUAUACAUGCACACGCAUGCUUCAUCAGAUGAAGCAGUGGCUACUGGUGGAACAGAACACCGAUUGUGGGCUAUUAAAGGAGUUUCUCAUUAGCUGUGGCACCAGAUUCCUAGCUUCCAUUUUGGCUCAAGAAUGAGCCUAAAACCUUGUGGGAUAAUUUAAUAAGCCUUUAGACACUUGGAGGCUCUGAGCCAGCCCUCUUGGUGAAGGAUUUACUAGAAAGGGCCCAGCAGCCCUUUAUUCCUUUUUGCUUGCCCCCUC
Molecule: messenger RNA, 5307 nt
Organism: Physeter macrocephalus (sperm whale)
Lineage: Eukaryota; Metazoa; Chordata; Mammalia; Artiodactyla; Physeteridae
Gene: ATXN2
Product: ataxin 2
Exons: 26
Coding region: 183-3476 (1097 amino acids)
Biological process (GO): cytoplasmic stress granule assembly
Cellular component (GO): cytoplasmic stress granule
Molecular function (GO): mRNA binding
Source: RefSeq, a predicted model, not a curated record